Molecule: messenger RNA, 4013 nt
Organism: Syngnathus acus (greater pipefish)
Lineage: Eukaryota; Metazoa; Chordata; Actinopteri; Syngnathiformes; Syngnathidae
Gene: fbxl17
Product: F-box and leucine-rich repeat protein 17
Exons: 11
Coding region: 226-2196 (656 amino acids)
Biological process (GO): SCF-dependent proteasomal ubiquitin-dependent protein catabolic process
Cellular component (GO): SCF ubiquitin ligase complex
Molecular function (GO): protein binding
Source: RefSeq, a predicted model, not a curated record
CGUACUUUGCCCCCACGGUGCGGAAGUGUUCUGAGGAGCACGGUCAGAUCUGCCACUGUUUAGUGCUGGGUUGCCCCUAGGCUAACGGUGCUUUUCCGCGUUCUCGUUUCUCUCGACGAGACGGUGUCAGCGUUCAUCUCGACCAACCAGAAGAAGUCUAUUAUGUGAGCUCGGUGGCCAAGUGUGGGAGCACCGUGCGAUCCGAGUUUUUUUUGAGUCUUCUAUAUGGGCCAUCUUCUCUCGAAAAAUGGUUACGGUUUGAAGAAGAAGACACGCAAGCAGCAUCACAGGACAAAGAAGAAGAGGAACUGCUUCCUGCAGGGGCCUUGCAUGCUGUGUUUCAUCAUCCACAGCAGCAGCGGCGGCAGCGGCGCUUUGAGCGAGGACAGCGACCCUCCGGAGGCCGGCGUCAACGGUAGUGGGUGCCGUCACAGCAGCGUCAGCGGCAUUACCGUCCCGGGCGUCGGCGCGGUCGGAGUCAGCGCGGCGGCUGCCUCCAAACUCGCCGAGCGCUACGCAUUACUCGCCUCUCCUGAGGACUGCUCCAAGUUCUUGCUUUCGCCACCAGAGUUAGCAAUUUGGGAAGGGCAGGGGAGGAGCCUGUUGUCAGCUGUCCCGGCCAAACUCAUUCCACCGCCGGCUCUUUUUCGGACCGCCGGCGUGUCUGUGACUGUGCCCAUUCCUGUGCCUGUACCAGGCUGCACCAGCGACUACGCCGAGAUGGUGUGUAAGAGAAAGUGUUCCGAGGUGCAGAGGUGCACACCUUGCAACAAGCAGCCACGCUGUGCCUUUUCUGCCCCUGAUGGUAGCAUCGAAAACGGAGGCGUGGGCGGAAGCGUGGGGGAGGCGUCCUCAAACUCCCAACCUGGCCACUGUCAUCUUCCCAUCUGCCCAUUGGCCUCUUCCUCCUCCUCUUCCUCAACAGUGGCCGACGGCUGCCUCGGGUCGGCUCCUCAGGCCGAUCUGCCCCAAAGCUCUGACUCGUCCCCCGCCGGUCUGCAGCACCUUGAUGACUGCCAGGCCAGAGGCUCUGACGUUGCGGAUCAUUUAAGCAUCAACCACCUGCCUUCUUCCAUUCUUCUUAAGGUUCUCUCACAUUUGACGGUGAAGGAGCGUUGCUUGUGUGCCUCUUUAGUCUGCAAGUACUGGAGGGACCUCUGCUUGGACUUCCAAUUCUGGAAGCAAAUCGACCUCAGUGGCCUACAACAAGUAAACGAUGAUCUCCUGGCAAAAAUAGCCUCUCGAAGGCAGAAUGUGACCGAGAUCAACAUCUCGGACUGCAGGGGCGUCCACGACCACGGCGUGUUCUCCUUGGCCUCGCAGUGUCCCGGCUUGCAGAAGUACACGGCUUAUAGGUGCAAGCAGCUGGGGGACAUUUCGCUGGCCUCCUUGGCCGCACACUGUCCUCAGCUGAUCAAAGUGCACGUGGGAAACCAGGACAGACUGACGGACAGAGCGCUUAAAAAGCUUGGAGAGUGCUGCGGCGAACUGAAGGACAUUCACUUGGGUCAGUGUUACGGGCUCAGCGAUGAAGGCAUGGUGGCCUUGGCCAAAGGAUGCCCCAAAUUGGAGAAACUCUACUUGCAGGAGAACAAACUGGUCACUGACCAGUCGAUGCGAGCGGUUGCCGAGCAUUGCCCAGAGCUGCAGUUUGUCGGCUUCAUGGGAUGCCCCGUGACAUCUCAAGGAGUCAUCCAUCUCACCGCUCUACGCAACCUGACCGUGCUGGACUUGCGGCACAUCUCAGAGCUGAACAAUGAGACGGUAAUGGAGGUGGUGAAGAAGUGUCGCAAACUCAGCUCUCUCAACCUCUGCCUCAACUGGAGCAUCAAUGACAGGUGCGUGGAAAUCAUCGCCAAGGAGGGGAGGAGCCUGAAGGAGCUCUAUCUGGUCUCCUGUAAAAUCACAGACCACGCUCUGAUAGCCAUAGGCCAGUAUAGCAGCACCAUCGAGACCGUGGAUGCCGGUUGGUGUAACGACAUCACAGACCAAGGCGCCAUGCAAAUCGCAGAGAGCAGCAAGUCCCUGCGCUACCUGGGCCUCAUGAGAUGUGACAAGGUGAACGAGGAGACAGUGGAGAGGCUGGUGGUCCAGUACCCUCACAUUGUAUUCAGCACCGUAAUGCAGGACUGCAAGAGGACCCUGGAGAGAGCUUAUCAGAUGGGCUGGAGCCCAAGUGCUUCCAACGCCUUGUAGCUGUGGCUGGAUUAGACACAUAAUGUAUGCAUAAUGACGCACACACUCGUACACACACACACACACACACGCACACGCACACACAUGUUGAAAAAAAGCAGCAUUUUUCUUUCAAACGUUGACACAUGCACCAUAUUUUCAGCUCAGUCCUAUUUGGUUUUCAUUUACUGUUCAAAUAUGCAUGCGGACACACGCACAUGCACACACACUCACACACAGACACACACACACACACAAUGAACUAUUGCAUAUAAUCAAUCCACCAACUGAAUGAAACGUACUAUGUACCAUCGUCCGCAAGUCAGAAAACGACAAGCAGUUCGUCAAGCUCCACGGGAUGUCUUACCGGGCUUAAGGAUUUCUGAACUUUGCACGUUUAAGAUUGAGCGCAGCAAACACAAAGAUGACUGAUAAAAGUGGCAGUUUAGAAAAGAACAAUUAUCCCGCCAAGUCGAGUCUAGCGACGCGUUCAUUUCCUACGAGGCGACGCCCACUGCAGCGGCGACGGCGGCGAGACAGACUGAGCGAAUACGGACAACGACCGUGACGACAACAUCCUCCUCCAGCUCACUUGAGGUUUUUUGACAAACACGUGAUGUUUAUCUUGACUUUCUUGCUCGUGCAGUUUGAUGUGAAAGGAUUUGUGGAUUUCUUUGUGUUUAGAUGGUUGUCGAGGCUACAUGUAAACGUUGUCCUGAUGCGGCACACGCCGGCUUGGGUUGCGGCCCAAUCCUCCUUCCCUCCUAGGCCAUUGAAUAGCAGGAAACCACAUUGAUUAUUUCUCUAAAAGUGCAUGAUUAGAUCUUAGAUCAAGAUUGGCGUCUGACUGAGUUGACUGUCUGAAAACCGUCUCAAAUUGGACCGAACCUCUCUGCAUGACAUGGGAACGGUGCUUUAGUUUUAUUCACACGAAUUGAAUUAGAAAAGCAGAAUAAAAGUAUUAUAACGUCAAGUUUGAGGAUUACAGUGGAACCUCUAAAUUCAAGCGCAGGAACAUGACUGUUUGGACUUCAAAAGCAAAUGGAAAUUGAAUCAAUCUGUUUCAGGAUAUGUCACAAUUUUGUUUGUAUUCCAUUGUGGCAUCUUGCAUGAUGACAAUCCGAACAUGUUAGUCUACUUCUGAAUUGUCGGACUUUGGAGGUUUCACUGUAUACCCCAAAAGCACCAGGAAGGGAAAUGCCUUAACAAACACCCAAUUAAGUCAGUUGACUCAUGAAGUGUUAGAAGAAUCUUUAUCGUUCACGAGUUUUCAAAUAUCAUAUGGCGCCCAUUGUAUGGCCCGGUAUAUUCAUAUACAUGCAAUUUACUUAUUAGUGUUAUAUCGAUUUUUAGCAUAUACUUGUAACAUUAGCUAUGUAGCAGUUCGGUGAGGGAUUUCCUCCGAGCGAUAGAGGACCCAAAAUUGGUAGUGGAGAGUGGAUUACUGUUCAUCAAACAAGUUCAGUGCAGACAAGCAGGGUAUUUUUUUAGCGUUGGCCCUGGCUUCCUCUCCAAUGAGUCACCCAGCUAGCAACAAUAGCUUCUUCUUUUUUUCCAGAGUAUAAAAAUGUACAGUACAAUGUAGUUUGAAUACAGCAACACUUUGUACAGCAUAAGAAGAUUUCACACAACUAAAAAGUUGAUUUUCCCCUUGUCAGGAUUUGUAGACGUAGCAGUCGCAGGGCUCUGCUCCCUGUGUCUGGUUUUGUUCUUUUGUAAUCCCCAUUCGCACUUUCUCCUUCGCUAGAUGUUGACAUACUUGAUUCUUGAUUUGUUAAGGCAAGCGUAAAUGACUGGAUUUGCAUAAAGAUGAAUAAAACACUACAACUUCAAGCCCC